Ochotona princeps (American pika) is the source of this 1697-nucleotide messenger RNA. RefSeq names its product F-box protein 15 (gene FBXO15). Gene Ontology annotation, molecular function: protein binding. The record is from RefSeq and is a predicted model, not a curated record. The transcript has 10 exons. Lineage: Eukaryota; Metazoa; Chordata; Mammalia; Lagomorpha; Ochotonidae. Bases 33 to 1592 code for a protein of 519 amino acids.
GCGUCGCGGCCGCGUCGCGGCUCCUGGUCUCCAUGGCGACCGGACGCGGUCGGCUCCUGAGGCAGUACUGGCUUGGCCUCCAGGCGCUGCAGGCGCAGCAGGCGCCCUUUCCCGGCCGCGGCGCCGCUCUCUGGCGGGCUGAGCAGGCCGCGCGGUGCGCCCGGGCUUCCAGGUUUAGGAAGGGGCCGGAUGUCCCAUUGGCUGCAGGAUGCCCUGCUGUGAGACUGAGCCCCAGGAAGGCACAGCACGAUGAGAGGGCCGCUGGCUGCCCUGGGUCUCUGACAAGAUUGCCUUCAGAAAUCUUGCUGAAGAUAUUUUCCCACUUGGAUGCUGUGAGUUUGCUGUGCAUUGGAUGCGUGAGCAAGCGCUUUUAUCAUCUGGCCAAUGACAAUCUUAUUUGGAUCAAAAUCUACUCAGCUGCUUUUCCACCUAGAAAAUCCAAUUGGAAAGCUGACCCAGUGGAAGAGACAGCCACGUGUACCAGCUUACUGGCCGUUGGGGAAAAAGAAGCUGGGUACUGGAAGAAAGAAUAUAUCGCAAAGCAAAUAGCGUCUGUGAAGAGGGCUCUGGCUCAGGUCUUGAGGCCUGUUAACCCCUACACAGGUCUUCCCGUGAAAACCAAGGAGGCCCUCAGAAUAUCUGGUUUAGGUUGGGCAAUUGUACUGAAAGAGAAAAGUGGAAAAGAAUAUGUCAUGGAGCAUGUUGAUCUUUCCUUAAAUGAUACGUCAGUCACUGUCGUGUGGUAUGGCAAAAACUGGCCAUGUGUAACCGCGUUGUCAACCUUAGACUUGUGCGGUGUGACACCAGUUUUUAUGGACCGGUAUAAAAUCUCUACCAAAAAUAGACCUCGUUGGUACUCUUUAAUUGCCAAGUAUGACCUCAGUCAUUUAACCGAAUGCACCGUGAUCGGCUGUGACAGACUCGUUCGGAUCUUCUGCCUAAGCCCUGGCCUCCUGGUGGGGCUCUGGAAGAGGAAGGCAGAGCUGGCUUUUGUUGUGGCAAGCCUUCACUUCCAUCACCUUGUGGAGAGGAGCACGCUGGGCUCGAACUCACUUCCGUAUGAGCCGCCGCCUCAUAAUCCUGUGCUGGACGACAGCCCAGGCUGUGGACUGCAUGGCUACCAGCUCCAUGUGGACAUGCACAGUGGUGGGACUUCCUACCUGUGUGGGACGUUUCGUAAUCUCUUCACCAAGAAAGAACAAAUUGAAAAUGGACACAUCAAACUCAUUGUUAUAAAUGUUAAAAAUAACAGAGAACAUCUACCUCUUGUUGGAAAAAUUGGCUUUACUUGGAAAACAGAUAUUUUUGAUGGCUUUAUAAAGAGCUGUUCCAUCAUGGACAUGACCCUGUUGGAUGAAUACAGGAAGCCCUUCUGGUGCGUGAGCUCCCCGGUUUGCAUGCGACCUGCCACCAGCCUUCCCGAUGGCCCUAACUUGUUGGGCCAGACGUACUGUGUGGACCACACGGACAUGGAGGGAGACGUCCACGCAGAGCUGGUGUGGAUGGAGGAGCCUGAGGAGUACUUCCUCGUCAGCCUGGUCCUUCAGCUCACCGUGGCCAAAGUAAACCACUGGUUUGGGACAAGAUACUAGCUGUGAACAGUUGCUGGCAAAGAACUGUUGCUGCUUAGCCGUUCUUGUUGCUUAUAGUGGCUUUGUUCUUGGGAUUACCAGUUGAAUAAAGCAUAUGCUUAGUAA